Cyprinodon variegatus (sheepshead minnow) is the source of this 2849-nucleotide messenger RNA. RefSeq names its product heterogeneous nuclear ribonucleoprotein U-like 1 (gene hnrnpul1). The record is from RefSeq and is a predicted model, not a curated record. Lineage: Eukaryota; Metazoa; Chordata; Actinopteri; Cyprinodontiformes; Cyprinodontidae. Bases 30 to 2132 code for a protein of 700 amino acids. Gene Ontology annotation, molecular function: protein binding. The transcript has 13 exons.
CUAUUCAAGAAAGACAAAACCUACAGACAAUGCAUGAAACAACCAUGAGUUUAGACGUGAAAAAAUUGAAAGUGAAUGAGUUGAAGGAGGAGCUCCAGCGCCACGGCCUUGAUGCGAAAGGCCUGAGGGGGGACCUGAUAGAGAGGCUGAAAGCUGCUCUGGAGGAUGAGGCUGGAGAGAGACCACAUGAGGAGAACAGCAAAGGUGGGAAUAGCCGAAAGAGAACGCACAAGGAGAACACAAGCUAUGGUUACCAUGACCACCGUGAAGAGAAGAGAUCUCGUACACCACAACCUCCGGCUGAAGACGAAGAAGAAAACGUAGACGACUCCAUAGUAACAAUUGAUACAUACAACUGUGAUCUGCACUUCAAAGUGUCCAGGGAUCGUUACAGUGGUUACCCAUUGACCAUCGAAGGUUUCGCUUACCUGUGGGCUGGAGCUCGAGCAACUCAUGGUGUGACUCAGGGACGUGUUUGUUAUGAGAUGAAGAUUAAUGAAGAGAUUCCUGUAAAGCACCUGCCCAGCAGUGAGCCUGAUCCCCACGUGGUCAGGAUUGGAUGGUCCCUCAACAACUGCAGCACUCAGCUUGGCGAGGAGCCCUUCUCCUUUGGAUAUGGAGGGACAGGGAAAAAAUCCAGUGACUGCAAGUUUGCAGAUUUUGGCGAAAAGUUUGGUGAAAAUGAUGUCAUCGGCUGCUACAUAGACUUUGAAACCAGUAAUGAAGUAGAGAUGGGCUUCUCCAAGAACGGAGUGAAUCUCGGCGUAGCUUUCCGGACAACCAAGGAGGCGCUGGCAGGACGCGCCCUUUUCCCCCAUGUGCUGGUGAAGAACUGCGCUGUUGAAUUCAACUUUGGGCAGAAGCGGGAGCCCUACUUCCCCCCACUAGAGGGAUACACCUUCCUCCAUGAUCUUCCUAUGGAGGAGAAAAUAAGAGGCACAAAAGGGCCUGCCAACAAAUCGGAAUGCGAGAUUUUGAUGAUGGUUGGUCUUCCUGCCUGUGGAAAAACCACGUGGGCCAUUAAACACGCUGAAGAAAAUCCAGACAAGAAGUACAACAUCCUUGGCACGAACGCCAUCAUGGACAAAAUGAAGGUGAUGGGUCUCCGUCGUCAGAGAAACUACGCCGGGCGCUGGGAUGUCCUCAUCCAACAAGCCACCCAGUGUCUGAACAGGCUGAUUGAGAUCGCCGCCCGCAAGAGACGGAACUACAUCCUGGAUCAGACAAAUGUAUAUGGAUCAGCAAGGAGACGAAAAAUGCGUCCUUUUGAAGGUUUUCAACGCAAGGCUAUUGUAAUUUGUCCCACGGACGAGGAUUUUAAAGAACGAACAUUAAAGCAAACCAAUGAGCAGGGGAAGGAUGUGCCCGAUCAUGCUGUGUUAGAAAUGAAAGCCAACUUCACCCUCCCUGAGCCCUGCGAUUUCCUAGAGGAUGUGGCGUUUGUGGAGCUGCAGCGUGAAGAGGCUGAAAAGCUGUUGAAGCAGUACAACGAGGAGGGCCGCAAGGCCGGCCCACCUCCCGACAAGCGCUUUGAUAACAGGCAGGGUGGGUUCCGUGGCCGCGGCAGUGGCAGCUACCAGCGCUAUGACAACCGGGACGGGUUCCGUGGUGGCUACCAGAACCGUAGUGGAGAUGGAGGCAGUGGAUACAGAGGAGGUUACAAUCGUGGCAGCUACAACCAGAACCGGUGGGGUAACAACUACCGUGAUGGAGGCUCAGAUUCCCGCAGCAGCUACAGCCGCAGCCAGCCGUCAGGAGGAAGCUACAAUCGCCCAGCUUCCUACAACAAGGGCGGAUACAGCCAGGGCUACAAUCAGAGCUACAAUCAGGGGUACAACCAGGGCAACUACAACCAGAACUACUACAGCAGCUACAGUCAGUACCCAGGAUACAGCCAGAGCUACAGCCAGACACCUGCACCUGCACCUGCACAGACGUACAACCACCACCAGCAGCCGCCCGCGCAGCAACCACCAGCGCAGCAACCGCAGAGCUACAACCAGCAAUAUCAGCAGUAUGCUCAGCAGUGGCAGCAGUACUACCAAAACCAGAACCAGUGGAACCAGUAUUACAGCCAAUAUGGUGGCUACCCUGGACAGGGCAGCCAAGGCUCCUCUUCUGGUUCCCAGUAGCCUCCUCCUGCAUCUGCUCCUGAUUCUGCCAGUCUCCUCCCCAACACCUCUGACCUCUGCAAUGAAUUCAUUUUCUGUUUUUGUACAGUUUCUCUUUAAGUCACCAAUUAUGGAUCCUGUCUGUUUUAACACACUAGCCUCUGUUUCUUACACACAUUAUACAGCUCGUCUGUUUAUUUUUACUGAACCGAGUCUUUAAGCGUUGAACGUGAGGUGGUAGAUGAUAGCUAUUCUGAACAUGUAAUGAAUGUUAAUGAUUAUGCAUCAGAUGUGGAUGUCUGACCUCCACGUUUCCCUCAGUUUGAAGAGGUGACUGUAUAUUUAUAGGCUACAGAAAGAAAAGACGACAGGAAGAGAAAUUCUGACUAAGAUUAACAGAGAACAAAAUGCAUGCUUCUUACCUUUAUUACCCAGCCCUCUGUCUUGCUUUUUACUUUUCAGUUGCUGAGUGAGCAUCUUUUAUUUACCGCAAUAGAAACCGAACAUUAUGGAGCAUUUUUAUAGGUGUUGGUACUGUAGUAUUUAAUCUGACCUUUGAUUGAGUAAUCCUUUGCCGCUUGUGUAGUUGUAUUUGCCUUUUUUUAAUUUCCAUCCCCUUUAUAUUCAUCGAGUCUUGUAGUUCAAGCCAUUUUUUUUUCUACCUUAAAAGAAUCAGAUUUUUGACCAGUUAUGCCAGCUGUUGUGUCUUUAUACAAUAAACACAGUUGUAAAUGCCAC